AUGUCUUCUCUCUGCUUCUCCCCUGCUUCGGCUGCAGCCCGCCCGUCUGAGACCGGUCCGCAGUCCAGGGUUCAAGUCCCUGCCCCCGUCAACGCCAGCACCCUCGUGGCCUCGCUCGGUUCCUUCCUCCGCCGUGUCCCCCGCCUCCUCGCAGCCGCCGUCACAAGCGCUGUCCGCCCGAUCCUCCGGUACAUCGGUACCCCGACACCCCCCGCGAUGCUUGCCUGUAGCUCGUCUCCUCGUCAGCCCCAGACUGGAGCUACUCGGCCCUCGAUCACGGUGUCGUCCUCUCUUGGGCCGGAAUCCCGGAUCAGUCCUUCGGUCGGUUCUCCUUCGCCUUCGGUUGCUUCUGCGGUUUCGGCUCCUGUUGGACGUGUCUGCACUCCUCCCGGUCGAUCCCCGCAUGGCUUCACUCUGACGAUGGCCCAUUACUUGGCUCCAGAGUCCAGGGUCAGUCCUCUGCCUUUGGUUGGUUCCCCGUCUUUGGAUAGGUCUUCCUUGCCUUCGGUUGGAUCUAUGGUUACGGCGCCUGUUGGUCCUGUUUGCACCCCUCCCCGUUUGUCCCCGCGUGCCUUUACUCUCAGUAUGUCCCAUUACUUUGAGUCGGUUCCCCGGAUUAGUCCUUCAUCUUCGGUACGCUCUGCUUCUUCUGGUUCUUCAGGAUCUGGUUCGGUUUCCGUUUCCAACCUGGAGGAUCCUUUUGUGGACGCCUCUGCCCCUGAUCUGGAUUCACCAAUCCAUCCUUUGGUUUCGCCCGUUCCUCGUCCUAACUUUGAACAGUUGAUGGCCCUUGCCGACUGGCAGAUUGAUCAGGCCCGCGCCUACACUGCCACUUACACCGCUAAGCGUCAAGCUGCGUCCGUCGCUGUUCCCGCUCCCAGGAUCCCGGAGCCAAGGACCCCAGAGCCGAGGACCCCAGAGUCGAGGAUCCUGAAGCCCGAGAACCUGGAGCCCCCGACGCUUUCUCCCAUGACUUGCUCGCCUUCCGCGGAUGCCUCUCCUGAGGAAUCUGGCUCGCUGUUCCGUGACCCGGUUGGACCGCCUUGUACCCCGCCGCCGUGUACUCCUCCUCCUCGUGAGAUGGAUACUCUCGACCGCAGCGUUGAACGGCAACGGAUCCGGGCCCGCGAGCUCAGCGCAGAGGCCAAGGCCAAGUUUGCGCAGAUCCGGUCUCUCCUGGUGCACUGGCCUGCUCCCAAGCCGCGGUACGCGCCCUCUUACGACUAUAGCACGGACUCGCCUACGCCGCACACCAUUUCGAACUGGGACUCGACCCUGGAAGAGGAUCGGAUUUCGGAAUACUCCUGGACCCAAGGCGCCUUCCCUGUCGUCUCUCCUCAGCCCCCUGGGGCUCUGGCAGAGUGGGAUUCGCCGGCCGCUUGUCCUGGAUACUCUGGGUCUCCUGUCGCAUCUUCCUCUGGUUCCGUUGGCUCAGCUGGUUCCGCUGGCUCAUCUGGUUCCCCUGGAUCAUCUGGAUCUUCUGGAUCUUCUGGAUCGUCUGGUUCUUCCGGCACUCAUGGUUCCUCUGGUUCCACUGGCUUCUCUGGAUCUGGUGGCUCUUUUGGAUACUGUGCGUUUCCCGGGUCUACUGGAUCUUUCGGAACCUCCAGCUUUUUUGGGUCUCCCGGAUGCCCUGGUUCCCUCGAGGAGUCUGGACCCAUCUCUUCCUUGCUAGAGCUUUAUGGUCCCCUGUCGCCUGCGCCUAGUCCUAUGCCUGUUCCUGUGCCCGCUCCCGAGUCUGAGUUUGACCUGGUCACGACCAAGAUCAAGGGUGCCAAGGGAAUCACCCUCAAACAUGCUAAUAAUAUCUAUCCAAACACCAAAUCCGGUAACCUGCAUAGUACCAUCGGACUCGUCCAAAUGAAGUCGGACAACAUGACUCCGACACCUUUCGCGGUAUGA
Molecule: messenger RNA, 1902 nt
Organism: Colletotrichum phormii
Lineage: Eukaryota; Fungi; Ascomycota; Sordariomycetes; Glomerellales; Glomerellaceae
Exons: 8
Coding region: 1-1902 (633 amino acids)
Source: RefSeq, a predicted model, not a curated record